AUGGCGUUAAAUACAUCUUACAUAGAUUUUUUAAAUAAUAUUUCAAAUGAUCUUAAUCGAUAUUUUGGAAUAUUUGUUUUUCUUUUUGGUUUAAUUGGUAAUAUUUUAAAUAUUCUUGUUCUCUCUCAACGACCACUUCGAUCAAAUCCAUGUGCAUUACUAUUUCUUGCUUCAUCAGUUUCUAAUUUAAUAGCAAUAGUUUCCGGUCUUCUUACUCGAAUAUUAUCUGGUUGGAAUCUCGAUCCAACAAGCACAAUUAUUUCUCUAUGUAAAAUACGUAUAUUUAUUUCUUUUCCUUCUCGUACAGCUGCUUAUUGGUUUGUUGUAUUAGCUACUCUUGAUCGAUGGCUUUUAACAAGUAUUCAUGCAAAUUAUCGUCAAAUGAGUACAAUUAAAAAUGCUCAACGAAGUAUUAUUAUUACCGUUAUUUUUUCAAUGAUUCUUUUCAUUUAUGCACCUAUUUGUUAUCAAAUUGGUUUAACUAAUGUACCACUUCAAUGUUCUGGUAACACAAAAUUAUGUCGCGCUUUUGUAGAUAUGACUUAUGCAUUCAUUACUAUUUCAUUACCUAUAGUAAUAAUGAAUAUUUUUAGUUUUAAAACUAUUUCAAAUAUUCGUCAUAUGAAAAAACGCAUUCGACCUUUACAACAAUAUAAUAAUAAACGAAUAGUUACUAGAGUAAAUAUGUCUACUCGAGAAUGGAAAACAACAGAUCAACGUCUUCUUCGAAUGCUUUUUAUACAAAUUAUUCUGUUUACUUUAUUUUCUUUUCCUAUUGUCCUACAACGGCUAUAUGCAACAGUGACAAUUAAUAAUCAAAAGUCAACAUUACAAACUACUACUGACAAUUUUAUAUUUUCUUUUGUUCUUCUUUUGAGUUUUCUAGCAAAUGGAAUUCCAUUUUAUGUUUAUACAUUAACAGGUGGAAAAGUUUUUCGAAAAGCACUUUUUAAUGUAAUCUAUUGUAAAAUAUUUCAUUUUCAUUCAGUAAAUGACGUUCAUCAUUAA
Molecule: messenger RNA, 1008 nt
Organism: Adineta steineri
Lineage: Eukaryota; Metazoa; Rotifera; Eurotatoria; Adinetida; Adinetidae
Source: the annotation of a GenBank genome assembly